UUUUUUUUAAACAGAGUUUAUCACAGGACGGGCAGCAGGCAAAGAAGCAGAUAGUAGUAUAGAGUCCAGACACUCAGGAAAGUAAACAGUGUUUGCAGAUUCCUGUAUGUGAAGGGGAUCGUAAUUACUGCCUCAGAAUACAGCAAUAGGCGAAUACAGCUUCAGGGCCCUAUUGGAACGGAUCCAAAUAACAGGAGCUGCAGAGAUCUACAUGGAUGAUCUUUUCAAGGGUGAUUACUUACCUCAUAUCGAUUGAGGUUUUCUAAAAAGUGGGAGGAUUAUUGGCACAGUUAAGAAGAUAUUAAGUGCUCUGAAGACACCCAGCUUACACAGAAACUCUCAGAAAAAACUUGACCAGGUGGAAAGUUGCUUCAGCAUUCUGUUUUUCAUAUUAAGGCAAAAAUGUUAUUUGAUUACUUCACAUACAAAGGAGUAAAAUUUGCAUCUGACAUCCACUCAGAGGAGGGCAUCAGCUUUGCUGAAAACGAAUUCCAAGUGUUUGAUGAUGAUAUUUACAAUGUAACUUUUCCCAAAUCUGGUACCAACUGGAUGAUACAGAUUGUGAAUCUGAUCAAACAUGAUGGAGAUCCUAAUUGGAACAAAAAUAUACCAAAUUAUGAAAGAUCACCAUGGUAUGAAACUAUAAUUGGCCAAUCUCUUAUGAAAGAUAUUCAAUCUCCAAGAGUCAUUUCUUCACACUUGCCAUACCACAUUUUUGCUAAGUCUUUCUUCACAUCAAAAGCCAAGAUCAUUUACACAAUGAGGAACCCAAGGGAUGUCCUUGUAUCACUCUUCCAUUUUUCCAAGAUACUUUCUUUGUUUAAGGACCCUGAAAACUUCCAAGAUGUUUUAGAAGACUUUCUGAAAGGAAAUACUAUGUACAGCUCUUGGUUUGAUCAUGUCAAAGGAUGGAUGCAAAUGAAGGAUGACAGCAGAUUUUUAUAUAUUACAUAUGAGGAGCUACAGCAGGACCUGCGGGGCAGUGUAGUAAAAAUCAGUAAGUUCCUGGGAAAGGAGUUGGAUGAUGAAGUAAUCGAUUCAGUGGUUGAACAAUCUUCAUUCAAAAAAAUGAAGGACAAUAAGAUGUGUAAUUUCACACUCCUUGAACAGGAGCAUAUGGACCAAACAAAAGGUUUAUUCAUGAGAAAAGGAAUCUCCGGAGAUUGGAAGAAUCAUUUUACUGUUGCCCAGAGUGAAUAUUUUGAUAGUGUUUAUCAGGAGAAGAUGAAGGAUCUGAAUAUGAAAUUUUUCUGGGAAGAAAGUUGAUAAUGGAUCUAUGAUUGUUGCUAUUUAUAACUUCUCUUAAAUAA
Bombina bombina (fire-bellied toad) is the source of this 1310-nucleotide messenger RNA. Its product is annotated as sulfotransferase 2B1. Gene Ontology annotation, cellular component: cytoplasm. Bases 403 to 1266 code for a protein of 287 amino acids. Lineage: Eukaryota; Metazoa; Chordata; Amphibia; Anura; Bombinatoridae. Gene Ontology annotation, molecular function: sulfotransferase activity. The record is from RefSeq and is a predicted model, not a curated record. The transcript is spliced from 9 exons. Gene Ontology annotation, biological process: sulfation.